Messenger RNA from Rhizopus microsporus ATCC 52813, 990 nucleotides. Its product is annotated as acyl-coenzyme A thioesterase 8-like protein. Lineage: Eukaryota; Fungi; Mucoromycota; Mucoromycetes; Mucorales; Rhizopodaceae. Gene Ontology annotation, molecular function: fatty acyl-CoA hydrolase activity. Gene Ontology annotation, biological process: fatty acid catabolic process; acyl-CoA metabolic process. The coding region runs from base 1 to 990 and encodes 329 amino acids. Gene Ontology annotation, cellular component: peroxisomal matrix. The record is from RefSeq and is a predicted model, not a curated record. The transcript has 5 exons.
AUGCCCAACUCGACGUUCCCUGCUGUCAUCUCCUUUGGUGAUAAUAGAAAACCAAUUAUAUCUGCCAAGUACGGUGAAGAUGAUGAUGCUGAUUUUGCUAUUCGUAUGGCCAAUGCUGUAGAAGUACAAGAAAUAGACAGCAACCUGUAUAUGAGCAAAGAGCUUUGGUUACCUGCUGGUGCUCGUGGUGUCUUUGGUGGACAGAUUGUGGCUCAAGCCCUAAGAGCAGCCUUUAAUACCGUAGCGGAAGAAUUUGAUAUUCAUUCACUUCACAGUUAUUUUAUCUUGGCUGGUAAUGUGGAAGUACCUGUCAUUUACCAGGUACACCGCUUACGUGAUGGAAAAUCUUAUGCGACAAGAUAUGUUACUGCCUCCCAAAAGGGAAGAGCCAUCUUUGUUUGUAGCUUCAGUUUUGCUAAACCCGACGACAAGAGUUUCCAACUGGCACAUCAGGCAGAAAUGCCCAAGGUUCCUCCUCCUGAAUCCCUUCCUUCAGACUUGGAUCGACUGAAGAAAUUGUUGGCACAAGAAGACUCUUCGCCUAAAUACCGUGAAUAUAUACAGGCAAAAAUCGAGGAAAGUUCCCCUGUAGAUUAUCGACAAGAGUUUAUAACGAAACCUAAUGCAGAAGGACAUCGUUAUUUCAAAACAAGAGGAAAAUUAGGAGAUGAUAAGAGACUUCACGCCUGUGUCGUUGCUUAUGCUUCGGACAGCGGAUUUAUUGAUACAACAGUGGCAGCAAAUGGUGUACCUUCAAGUGGAGUUGGUAUGCUUACUAGCUUGGAUCAUUCUAUGUGGUUUCAUGCACCAGUCAGAGCAGACGAUUGGUUAUUGUAUCACAUGCAUAGUCCUAGAACGAGUAAUGGACGUGGUGUUGUGUUUGGUAGAAUUUUUACAAAGGAUGGAACACUUGCUGUUACUACUGCACAAGAAGGCCUCGUUCGACUGACCAAGCAAGAACAAGAAAAGCGUAGAAAAGCUAAAUUAUAG